AGGCUGUUUGAAAAUGUUUCAGGAAGUGAAUAUCCGCUUUGACGCGGACGUAAACAAACGUUGCUUGACAAUCUAUUCACUGUUGUAACGACAGAGAGAUUGUACAGUAGUACAAUGUAUUUCUCUGCCGCCUAGAUCUAGAACGAUCUGAUAUCCGAUAACAGGACCUGCGUUUGGUUAGGAGCAUUUCUUGAGAAUAUCUCAACUCAACGAUGUCUACUUCAAAUUUUAAGAAUAAGUGUGUGACGCAAGUCAACUGUGUAUACUGUGACAGUCUGCUGUGUAUGAGGGGCAUGAAAGCAGUACUUUUGGCUGAUACGGAAAUAGAGUUAUUCUCAACCGACAUACCCCCAAAUAGGACUGUUGAUUUUGUGGCAAGCUGCUAUUCCACUGAAAGCUGCAAAUGCAAGUUAAGAGACAUUGCUUGCUUGAAAUGUGGGAAUGUUGUGGGAUAUCACGUGGUGGCCCCAUGCAAGCCCUGUUUGCUCUCCUGCAACAAUGGUCACUUCUGGAUGUUCAACAGUGAGGCUGUGUCCACCAUCAAUAGACUGGAUGCAACAGGGCAGAACCUUCUGCUGUGGGGUGAUCUUCCAGAACUGGAGGACAGCGACGAUGAGAGCCUGGAGAGUUUCUCAGAAGAAGAGUACCUCAGAUAGAAACGCACAUGGCCAAAGGAAGUAGACUCUGACGGUAGCGAACUACUUUGUUUCACUCGCACAGAUCUCCGUUUAAAGCACAUUGUCUUGUCUUUAGCUGACUGGGAAAAGGCAAACGUUCAAAAAGCUCUUUAUCAUAGCUUGAUUCAUAUGAAUUCUUUUGCUAUUUUCUUUUAGCAUCUUUUCAGAUCAAUUUAAGUAUUUCAAAGUGCCACUACCAAAGAAACAUGUUUCUGUUUUCUUUGAUUUAUGGACGGAGUAGCACAAAACGUGAUGACUGGACUUUAAGAUUUAUGAUGUUAGCCUUGUGUCUUUAUGCAGCAUUCACACAUUUUUCAGACUGUUCAAAAAGAUUAACAGCAGUAUUACUUGAUGUGUUAAUACUAGUUGUUUGUGGUGUUACUAUUGCAGAUUGUUGGGAGGCAACCAAAACUACCCAGA
Molecule: messenger RNA, 1097 nt
Organism: Rhinichthys klamathensis goyatoka
Lineage: Eukaryota; Metazoa; Chordata; Actinopteri; Cypriniformes; Leuciscidae
Gene: fam72a
Product: family with sequence similarity 72 member A
Exons: 5
Coding region: 213-656 (147 amino acids)
Cellular component (GO): cytosol
Source: RefSeq, a predicted model, not a curated record